UUUUUUUUUUCUUUCUUUCUUUUUUUUUUUUUUUUUUUUUUUUUGUACUUGUUUUAAAAAAAACUAGUUCAUAAUGACUCAUUACAAUGUCACUCAACAGUUUAACUUGAGUUCGUUACAUACCGACCCUGAUCUCUAUGCUUUGAAGAGUCGAAAGAAGGUUGAUGAUCAUAUUGCUUCCACAAAUAGAAUAGCGUAUGUUGAAGCACUUGUUGAUAUAAAUGCGAUUGUGAUUGAGUCUAUUUGGAGCAACACAUAUACAACAAAAGAGACCCGAAUAUCGCCGGUAGUACCAUUGCGGACUUUUAUACAAGAAGUGCUUAAACGAUCUCGAACAACAUAUUCCACAUUACAAACGGCUUUAUUUUAUCUAUUUAGAGGCAGACCAACCAUCAUCAAUCAAUUACAGCAGAAUAAUGCAUAUAUCAGCUGUGGCAGAAGAAUGUUCUUGGCGAGUUUAAUCGUGGCUUCUAAAUUUGUUCAGGACAAAACCUACCGUAAUUCAGCUUGGGCAAAGAUAGCAGGUCUACCAGUGCAAGAAAUCAAUACGGCUGAAAGAUACUUUCUAAAUAAUAUUAUGGACUAUAGACUUUACAUCGAUCAAUCCAUAUUUGACCGUUGGCACAAAUUACUACAUAUAAGAACUGGAGCAAGAAUCCAUAAUAUACCUACCUCCAUGAACGAUCUCUCUUGUUUAUCAUUCACGCCAAAAUAUCAUCAUCAUUAUUCAUCCACUAUUCAAUGUACAUUAUCCACUUAUCCCACCAUAUCAAAUACUUCUAACGAUCACUACCAAUCUCCCACCUAUUCCUUACCCCCUCCCCCACUAUCGCUGCCUAGCUCUAUCUCUUCUUCUCCUGCUCAAACUCCUACUCAGAUCUCACCUGUCCGUAUCACACAACAACAGCAGCAGCAUCAUCAUCAUCAGCAUUAUCAGCAGCAUCAGCAGCAGCAUCAGCAGCAGGUUAAAAGAAAGCACGAAAGUAGAGAACACAUUGCUUUACUAGAUAAAAAGCAUUGUAGAUUCUGGCAAUAACUCUUCUUUUUUUCACACACACACACACACACACACAAAUACACAUAUGCGUCUAAAUAAAUUACAUAUUAUUAUCCACA
This is a messenger RNA of Mucor mucedo, 1116 nucleotides long. Its product is annotated as cyclin-domain-containing protein. NCBI's taxonomy places the organism in Eukaryota, Fungi, Mucoromycota, Mucoromycetes, Mucorales, Mucoraceae. Gene Ontology annotation, biological process: regulation of cyclin-dependent protein serine/threonine kinase activity. Gene Ontology annotation, molecular function: protein kinase binding; cyclin-dependent protein serine/threonine kinase regulator activity. The transcript is spliced from 2 exons. Gene Ontology annotation, cellular component: cyclin-dependent protein kinase holoenzyme complex; nucleus. The record is from RefSeq and is a predicted model, not a curated record. Bases 74 to 1036 code for a protein of 320 amino acids.